AUGAAUCGCAUGUAUGAUCGCAUGCGUAUCGUCUUCAUAUCUGUUGGAGUGGCUUGCUUUUUCCCCUUAUUUUACUGGUCCCAUUACUCCAAUGUCCAGAGGGUCUCUCGAGACCGUGAGGCCGGAGUCGUCGUGCAUAAAAUGAGCAAUGUAAGUCAAGCAUAA
Molecule: messenger RNA, 165 nt
Organism: Haemonchus placei
Lineage: Eukaryota; Metazoa; Nematoda; Chromadorea; Rhabditida; Trichostrongylidae
Source: the annotation of a GenBank genome assembly